AUGGCCCCUUCACUCAUUGAAACUGCUGCUACCGUUACACCUGUUCCAUCAAAGUUACAAGAGCGGUCUCUGACUGGUGACUGGCGUGAUGACUUCUUUCGAGAUGGCUACACUGUCAUCAAAAAUGCCCUAUCCAAAGAGCGUGCACAGCAAUACCAAAGUGACGCCUUGACUUGGCUAGAAUCAUUUGGGCUGGGCUUCGACCGUAACGACAAAAGCACCUGGAAGAAGGAAAAUCUUCCUCAAAAUUGGAAGGGAGGGAUGUAUCUUCAUUUCUCUGCAGCUCAUGAGAAAUACAUUGAGCCCGGUGUGAUCGAACCGUUUACUCAACUCUGGGAAACCGACGAACUGGUGGUCUCAUUCGAUACUGUGAACAUCACCCUACCCCAGUCCAUUGUCGGUGAAUAUGACUCGGCCCCAUGGCCACACGUUGAUCAAGCCCCUGAGCGCAGAGGCCUCCGCUGUGUUCAAGGAAUCGUCAACCUCUCUGAAGCAGGUCCCAAAGACGGUGGCCUAGUGGUGAUGAAGAAAUCAUCUUCUCUCUUCAAUCAAUUUUUCGACGAAAAUCCAGUUCAAGGCCCUACUCCCUGGCGAACGGCCAAGCAUGAGGACUUCCAUCCCUUUCAAGAUAAAGAUCUUGACUGGUACCGCUCCCACGGAUGUGAGCUGAUCAAAGUCUGUGCCGAGCCGGGAGACUUGAUCCUCUGGGAUUCGAGGCAGAUGCACUGGGCUCAAUUCGGCGAGUCGGAUCUUAUUCGCACAAUUGCAUAUGUGACCUACACGCCGGCCAAGUGGAUGUCGGAGGAGGAUCGCGUGGUGAAGAAGGAUCUGUUCGAACAUUACGAGACUACUACGCACUGGCCGCAUACGAAUCUUUUUUCCCAUGGGAAGGCUACGGUCAAGGUUGCUGGAGAGGAAAUUGUCGAUCCUUUAGAGAGGGAUGAGCCGAUCACUAAGCCUAUCAAGACUGAGAAACUGCUCAAGUUGGCUGGGGCAUUGCCUUACUAG
Molecule: messenger RNA, 1008 nt
Organism: Penicillium manginii
Lineage: Eukaryota; Fungi; Ascomycota; Eurotiomycetes; Eurotiales; Aspergillaceae
Product: MFS transporter
Exons: 2
Coding region: 1-1008 (335 amino acids)
Source: RefSeq, a predicted model, not a curated record